ACUGGGGCACACAAUAGUACACCACCUUCUCCACACACCAACAGCCAGCAUACGCUACUACUAUUCACAAGUGUAGUUGAUGAUAAUGAUUUUGCUCUCUAGAUUUUGCGAGAGUUUUUUCGCUUGAGGCUUGAGCUUUUUCCUGGUGAUUUUUUUGUGUUGAUAGUAAUAAUAAGAGUUGCAUGAUCGCCGGAGAUGGCGUCGGCAUGCGUGAACAAUAUCGGAGUCUCGUCGGAGAGUUUUCUGGACUGUCCUCCUGCAAAGUUCCCGUCAUACGGAUGGCUAAGCCCGAGAAUCUCAUUCAGCCGCGAGAUUCCUGACGAGGAGGAGUCCAAAGUCUCCGCAGCUAAGCCUUCUCCGAACAGUCAAGGUCACGCUGUGCCGGAUAGUGCGGCUGCAGAGAAGCCGGAAGAAUCAGAUCCAGAAAUGUCCAAAGAUUUCGUGGAUUUUGAGUUCCGACUUGAAGAUCUGGUGACAAUGCUGCCCGCCGAUGAGCUGUUCUCCGAUGGAAAGCUUGUACCGUUGCAGCUGUCCUCGAUCCGGCACUCCUUGACGUCUGCUCCCGCGUCUUGCGACGUCAGAUCUCCCGACACUCCUAAAUCUAGCCGUAGAAAUGAGAUAUCCUCCACGGAUCCCUAUUUAUUUUCUCCGAAGGCGCCGAGAUGCUCGAGCCGCUGGAAGGAGCUUCUCGGCUUGAAGAAACUGUAUCAGAACAAUAGUGCGAGGCAGGAGGAUCAGAAGACGACGUCCUCGUUAUCAUCUCAGCAUCAUAGCAAAAAUGCAGCCAGAAGCCUAAAACACUUUCUUCAUCGCGGCUCAAAGUCAUCACUAAAUGCAUCAGUUGAUGCAUCUUUAAGUCUUCCACUGUUAAGGGACUCGGAUAAUGAGUCAAUGUCCAUACCCUGUAGACUUUCGCUUUCAUCUUCUUCAUCAGGCCAUGAUCACGACGAUCUUCCUCGACUUUCGCUCGAUUCCGAUAAGCCAAGCUCUAUUACUCGUAAUGCUCAUCACACCACCAGCAAUCUUUCCAGAGUUCGAGUAGUCAAGCGCAGGGCGCCGGUAUCCUCGGGAAACCCGACGGCGCCGUCUCGAGUUGGGAGGAGUCCAAUGAGAAGAGCUCCUGAAUCUACCGUUCCGGUUCGAAGCGUUUCGGUGGAUAGUCCUCGAAUGAACUCCUCCGGGAAAAUUGUGUUUUAUGGCUUGGAGAGGAGUUCUAGCAGUCCGAGCACUUUCAACGGCGGUCCCAGAUACAGAUAUCGUGGAAUGGAGAGGUCGUAUUCGGCUAACGUCCGUGUCACACCAGUUCUCAACGUUCCAGUUUGUUCACUUCGAGGCUCGUCGAAGUCUGGUUCUUUUGGGUUUCCCUUUUUCUCUUCGCAACAGAAGAAAGAAAUCGGUGGUAGUUCUAGUGGAAACAAAAGUAAUCACAGUAGGAAUCGGACCAACCGAACUUGAGAGGGUAGAUUUUUCUGGGUAACACCCUUUUCUCCAAUUAACGUGGGUUUUACCCUUUUGUUCUCUUUCUUGAAGGUUCUCUACUCUUAGGUUUUGGUUCCACAGCUGUUUUUUCUUGACAAUCUUUAGAUUUGCCACUGUAUGUACAUAAGGAAUAGACUGGGAUCUUUAUGCUUUUGGCCGAUGAUGAUAGUUCGUGUUGUUAUUCUAUUUUGUGAUUCUAACU
This is a messenger RNA of Sesamum indicum (sesame), 1681 nucleotides long. RefSeq lists its product as uncharacterized. NCBI's taxonomy places the organism in Eukaryota, Viridiplantae, Streptophyta, Magnoliopsida, Lamiales, Pedaliaceae. The record is from RefSeq and is a predicted model, not a curated record.